UUUUUCAGAAGAGUAAUGCCCUACACUGCUCGUUAGAACUGAGGAAAGAAAUUUUGAAGGUGAUAAAAGGAGGACGUAAGGAAGAUGAUCUUGGCAGCAGAACAGCGAGAGGACAACUUUGACCAGAGAACGUCAGAUGAGGAACACCCAAAAUACUGGGGAGACUUUGAGAGAGUGGCUGUUCAACAUAGAAUCUUCUCCUUCCUCUUCUGCUCAUUCUUCCACUUGUUUUCGGUCGUUCUGAAAUGUGCUUGCCUCAUGCCAUGCUCCGAGAAUAACCCUAAGACUUGGGGGCGCACAGGUUCCUGUCCAAACUUGAGCCAGCGUCUCCUCCUACUUGUCUGAGUGCUGGUAUCUCCUUAUUGAGGACCAGGAGGAGGAAGGAGGUGUAGCAAGGGUGGUGCCCCCAAGACGCCUACCCAACCCCACCGCCACUGGGGCACCGCCUCUUUCCUGGCUCUUGGGCCAAUGAGGCCGUGUUGUGUAUCAAGUGUCACUAUAACAGAAGAACAUAAUCAGCGCGGCAAGUUUGCAGAUCCUGACAGCCGGUCUGGGCCAGCGGGGACCUCCACGCUUCACACUUCUUUCUUUUCUUCUUCUUAUCUCAGGUUGUGACGUCCACUUUCAACAUGUCUGACACUGAAGAAUUCGAUCAGGCGGAGGAGGCCUUUGAAGAGGAAGAGGAGAAGCCAAAAUUCAAACCCACUGCUCCCAAGAUCCCAGAUGGUGAGAAAGUGGACUUUGAUGACAUCCAGAAGAAGCGUCAGAACAAAGACCUGGUGGAGCUCCAGGGCCUGAUUGACGCCCACUUCGAGUGCAGGAAGAAGGAGGAGGAGGAGCUCAUUGCCCUCAAGGAGAGGAUUGAGAAGCGUCGUGCCGAGAGGGCUGAGCAGCAACGGGUUCGUGCCGAGAAGGACAAGGAACGCCAGGCCAGGCGUGAGGAGGAGCGUCGCAUCAAGGAGGAAUCAGACGCCAAGAAGAAGGCAGAGGAGGAAGCCAAGAAAAAGUCUGCUCUAUCCAGCAUGGGCUCCAACUACAGCAGCCAUCUCCAGAGGGCUGACCAGAAGCGAGGAGGAAAGAAAGAAACAGAGAGAGAGAAGAAGAAGAAGAUUUUGGCCGCCAGACGCAAGCAACUUAACAUUGACCAUCUCAAUGAGGACAAGCUCCGGGACAAAAUCAACGAGCUGUAUGAUUGGAUGUGUCAGCUGGAGUCUGAGAAGUUCGACCAUACGGAGAGGCUGAAGAAGCAGAAGUACGAGGUCACUACCCUGCGCAAGAGAGUGGAGGAACUCAGCAAAUUCAGCAAGAAGGGAGCUGCCGCCCGCCGCAGGAAGUAAACACCGCCGGCCAAGUUAAUUUAGCUGAGAAGACUCAACACAUCGUUACACUGAUGAUGCAUCGUCAUCGCAUGCCGUUAGCUAACCAUUAGCUGCUAAUGAUCGCAAUAAAAACGUGUUAGACCUCCUCCCUUUCUCGACUGUUUGGCUCUCGGGAUUUUUGUAAAUAAAGUUGGACUCUUCAAGACGAUAUUUUUUCACCUGUCGUUA
Corythoichthys intestinalis (scribbled pipefish) is the source of this 1547-nucleotide messenger RNA. It is a transcript of the gene tnnt3a, whose product is annotated as troponin T type 3a (skeletal, fast). Lineage: Eukaryota; Metazoa; Chordata; Actinopteri; Syngnathiformes; Syngnathidae. The transcript has 13 exons. Gene Ontology annotation, biological process: sarcomere organization; regulation of muscle contraction; muscle contraction. Gene Ontology annotation, cellular component: troponin complex. Bases 630 to 1337 code for a protein of 235 amino acids. The record is from RefSeq and is a predicted model, not a curated record. Gene Ontology annotation, molecular function: tropomyosin binding; troponin C binding; troponin I binding.